AUGGAAGAAGACAUUGAUGUCACAGCCCACACGGAGGUAACACUACCUCACCUUUGGACUCUUAAGUUUCUAAUCGGUAAUCUUGUUGGAGUGUUUUGGUCCACAGUAACUUAACAUCAUCAAAACAAAUUAACCUCUGCUGCUGAGCGCUUCAGUUCAAUGAAACUUCACGUUGUCUCACCAUAUCCAUAAUAACUUUCUCUUCCUGUUUGACUCUGUGGUACCAAUGAAACAUGCUGGAGCUCAUUUGUUUAAGUGUUUCUGUCACAUGUGUUUAACUUCAGGCCUAAGGUCAACCGUGCUGCCUCUGCUUUAGCUGUAAUCUCUGCUCUGGCUCGCUUUGGAUGUUGCCAUGGAGGCAGCUGACAGGGCACUUCCCUUAUCCCCAGCUUGGUUCUCUAGCCUCAACAUUACUCCUUCUCCUCCCUGGCCUUUAGCCUUGUGUUUUGCUCCUUCUGUAAACAGUAGGAUAAGUAUGUCCCCUCGCCUGGCUGGAUGCAGCCUAACAUGGCAGGGACGGUUAUCCUCAGAGGAGGUGCAGCCCUAAAGAGCCUCCUAAAGAGCCUCCUUCAUGCUUAAUGCGUGCGUCUACUUACAUGAGAGGUAUCACGACAAGUAAGAAGAAGUGUUUGGAUGAGGUCCAACUCUAAAAAGUAUUUAGAGUUUAGAUUUUGUUUAUUUUUUUUCACUUCCUGGAUGCCAGAACAAACAAAAAGUGACGCAUGCAGCCAUGUUGGAAAAAUGAAGGCUGCAGUGUUUUUACAUUCUGCACAUAUUUGAAUCAUCUGCUCUGUUUCUAAUCUCCUUUUAGGGCCUGAAUGGUUUGUCCCAUGAAUGUAAACCAUUAGAGGAAAUCACCAAUGGACACUCCAACCAUAAGCCUGUGAGUGCAGCAGCAGCAGCAGCAGCAGCAGCAGCAGCUAAGAAUAAGCUCUUAUUGAUCCUGUUUAAUGAGUUUUUCCUGGCCGCUCUUUUAUUUAGAUGUCGCCUCUCUAAACUUUUUAUUUCUCAGGUCAUGAAUGGACUGAUACCGAGUCACAAUGUCAGAGACCACACCAACGGCAGCGCACCACUCAGAUCCCUGCCGGUACUCACAUCUCUGUCCUCACUCACUCCAGUCAAUAUGAGACAGUUUGGUUUUAAAUUUGACGUUAAAUUUAUUUGUUGAUCUUUCAGAUUUCAGCGCUGAAGCAGAACGGUCUCCUGCAGACCCUGGCAGCCGGAGGGGACCAGCCUAAGCCUACAGGUAACACACCCAAACUCCCACAGCCUCUCAUUUGUCUCUCGCCUUCUUCCCACUGGAGUUUGUGGGUGUAUCCUAGAUACCAGGUGGGUGUUAGAGACACCCCUCCCCCAAGAGUGCAGGUUGCUUGGGUCUCUGUGACACACACAGGGAUCAGGUCUUUGAGUCAAGAAGGAUUUUUAACUAAGGAUGGGUGUUGGGCCUUUUGGCCGAGUAGAAACUCAUCUCUGUCUCAAUAAGCAGUAAAGAGAGAAUAUGAGGUGAAAGUGAAAGUUCAGGGGUGAAGGGUUUAGUCAGUUUAAUAUGAUAAAGUGACAGUCUGAUGAUAAAUAAAUACACUGCAGAGUCUCAGGGAUGUAAGUCUCGCAUCAUCUCAGCACUUUUCUCCAGGAUGGUGAACCGGUCUGUAGAAAUGUUCCUGUUUCUGUCCAGGAUUUCCAACGCAGACUCAGCGCUCGACAGUGCGACCGUUUCACUCUCAUUUAUGACUAAAAAUAGAUGUGUGCGAAUCAUAAAAUAUAUUUAGGGUCACAUGUGCGCUUAAAAAAAUCUGCCGAGGAAACAAAUGUUUUUUUUCCUGUAAAUACGGCGGUGAAGUUAGUUUCAGGUUGGAUAUAUUUUCCUGUAAAUACGGCGGUGAAGUUAGUUUUAGGUUGGAUAUAUUUUCCUGUAAAUACGGCGGUGAAGUUAGUUUUAGGUUGGAUAUAUUUUCCUGUAAAUACGGCGGUGAAGUUAGUUUCAGGUUGGAUAUAUUUUCCUGUAAAUACGGCGGUGAAGUUAGUUUCAGGUUGGACAUAUUUUCCUGUAAAUAAGGCGGUGAAGUUAGUUUUAGGUUGGAUAUCUGACGGACAUUCUCUGAGGAUCUACCGGUGUCUUCUCACUCUCCAUAACCGGGAAUAACAACAGCAGCGCGGUUAAAUCUACUUGACACCCUCACUGUCAACGUCGGUGUUGAAUAAGGGACCGUCAACAAAUUACCGGUUGAUGUUCUCAGAAAAGGCUGUUUUCCUUCAAUAGCUUCACUGUCAUGUGACCAAAAGACCUAAAAUUGAUUUCUAACAAUAGUACUUAUGUCCACCAAUAUGAGAAAUAUUAUUUGAUCAAUUUUCAUUGUUCUCCUAAAGCUCUUCAUGUGCUCCUCACUUUUUCAACUUUGGAGCACCUGUGAACAAAGUUCGUGUGAAGCCCUGAGACCGUCGAGUCGAUCCUGUGAAGACCUAAAGGAGUAAAAUGAAACUCUGUGUGUCACCUCAUACUGGAUCCACGUCCACCCAGACUCUGUUUUAUGUUUCCUAGAAUCUGAUGGUGGCUCAGACCAUCCCUCCUCCUCCUCCUUAUCACGCUCUGGAUCCAUCUGCCUGAUAGUUUUAUGAAAUCUGGCUGCUCUGUGUUUGACAGGAAACAUCUGAAACCUCCCUCUCUGGACUUGUUUUUUUUUUACUGAAUUGUCCUUUAAUGAGCGUCUCCACCAGAGGAACAAAUUUCACAAACUCCAUCCAAACACAGCUCACUUAUCUUAGAAAUAUCUAAUUCUGACUUUUCUCCACAGAGGAUGACGAUGAUGAUGAUGAUGAUGAUUUGGAGAAGGCGAGGCAGGAGUGGGAGGCUCUGGAGAACGUUCAACCAGGUGAGAUCCUCUCCGCUGUUUCACCUGUUCGUGUUUCUCCUUUUCUCUUUGUCGUUUAUUUUUAAUGUGAUGUUCUGCAGCUCUCACAGAGGACUCGAACCCGACCCCGCUCAUCUCCUUCAAUGAAGCCCUGCAGUACUUUCAGACCACAGACCUCGGGGACUUGCUGGUAAGGAACGCCACUUUGCACUAACUCUCUAACUGGCGCUCACGGCCCGCUCUAAAAUCGAAACAAGUCUAAAAGAUGGACGCCGUUAUGAGCGAACAUAAGAAAUGUGCGUGUUUAUUAAUACACAGGAUUUAAUGAUUUCAGCGUCAGUGUUUCUGCACAACAACAGAGUUAAAGACGAGAUUUUACGCUCAUUUCCAGGUUUUUCAUCGUCUUAAAAGUCAUAUAUUUGAUUUUAAAAAAUGUUCAGCGCCUCUGUGAAAGCACUCUGGAACUCUCCUCCACUGUUGCCAUGCUGUAGGUUUGUCACCACUGAGUUGAUUAAUGUUUCUAUGAAAUACGGCUCCAUGUUUUGGAUCCUAAAUCUUUCCUGGAAAGUUUGGAAAGACGCACAUCGACGGUUUGUUCCAGGUUUGAGUUCAGCCGUUAUUCCUCGUGUCACUUCCUGAUUUCUCCCCGAGUUUCCUCCUCCAUCCUAUCCUGUAUCCUCUCAUAUAAAGGUUAAAAAAACAACGACUAAUAAUUUAGAGAACCGGUGGGUUAGUGUUGACAUGCCCUCAUGAAGAGUUCUUCAGUCUGUUCGGAGCAGCCUGCAGUUUAAUCCUGGGAUCACUAAACACACAUUUACUUCACCAUCACAAACUCCGCCGAUGUUCAGUGUCGACAUCGAACAUGUUGAUCAGAAAAAAAGCAUAAAAGCAGGUCUUUAGAUCUCCAUAUAUCCACUCAUAAUCUAGAAAGACAUUAAAACUAACUGUUUCAUUGAGAAACAGGAAGUGAGGUCACCUGACAGUGAGUGAAAUAAAGACUUGACCAUGUGUACGUGACAGGGGAACACCAUCAGCGGGACACCAUCAGCGGCUCCUUCAGCUCCGAACAGACAGAUCUGACAGAUUACAGCCGAUUUAUCGUGUUAAUGGUGAUGUAAUUAUUUCUUUUGUCUGUAGAAGAACAUCCAACCCACCAUACGCAGGACCGGUCUCGCCGCCAUCACACACUUCCUGUUCGGACCUCCUCGGCUGCACAAAGAGCUCCUGGAGGAGAGGGAUCUGGUCUUCGCCAUCGCACAGUGUGAGUGUUGGUUCGCCGGGCCUGUUUGUCCGAUCGUCUCAGUUCUUCAGUUUUUAGAUUCGCCUGUUUGUGUGUUUUUUUUUUCUUCAGGCCACGUGGACAACAGCCAAACCGUCCACAUGCGUGUCCUCCAGACCAUUUAUAAGAGGCUGAUCGGCUGCAGGCUGGACUGUCCUCGCUUUGGGACACACUGGGAAAACAUCGGCUUUCAGGGUGAGACGGGUUUGGACCCUCGACUGUUUACAGACGAAGCAUUUCUGGACUCGUCAGUUUCACACAGAAACAGCAGAGCUUGUGUCAAAGCGGUGAAGUGUUAUAGAUUUCUCUACGUGAAUAAACCGAUAAUCUCUGUAAGAAAUGUUUUAGAAACCUCGCUCUGAUAUAAAACUCUAAAAUCAAUGUUAGUGAGGGAGACCUGAAUCAAAGCGGGGAUCCUCUCUGACUCUUGGUUCUGGUUGGUUCACAUCCUGCAGGUACAGAUCCAGCCACCGACCUACGCGGCACCGGUUUCCUGGGACUGAUGCACACUCUGUACUUCGUGAUGGACCCAGAGACCCUACCGCUGGCCAGAGACAUCUACAAGUUAUCACAACACCCCACACAGGUACAGUAUCCCCGGGUUUGAGGGAGGAACCGUUGUUUGAUUGACGCCGAGCGCAGCAGGGAGUAAAAUCUCUUUUUCUCUGUUUCAGAACUUUCCAUUCAGUGUGAUGUCAAUCAACAUGACCCGCAUCGCUCUGCAGGUACUCAGAGAGGAGGCCUUGUCCAAGUGAGUCAGCCCUUUAGUUUAUCAGCAGCGUCCUGAGGUUGUUUGUUCAUACGUGUGUUUUCUCACUCUGACGCCUCUUCACCGUCCAAUCAGGGAGUGCAAUCGUCGUCAGCAGGUUGUUGGUGUGCUGAAUGAGUUCUACGUUGCCACUUAUCUGCACCUGUACCAACUGUGGAAGACCCAGCAGAAGACCAUCGUUGACUCUGGCUUUGUGCUAAAAGGUAAAGAGAAAUGAAUCGAGUUUGUAAUCAUCUAAGGACGCAGCACCCGGCUGAAUAACGUCUCUCUAAGAUCACCUAACAGCUUAAACAGACGGACAUGACCAUUCUUAUCCAACUUUAAAAUGUUGCACUGGUCCUUUAAACCAGUGGUUCUCAACUGGUCUCACUCUGGGACCCACAUUUUCCCAUGGUCCUUAAGUCACGACCCACUUUUAUAGAAUUCAAACCAAACAAAUUAAUUUUUUGUGUUAAAAAAAUCCUUUAAAGACUCAAAUCUUUAACACAAAUUCAACCAUUUUAUUGGGUAAAGUGCAUUUUUGAGAACAUGAACUGAGGACGACAACGACUGACGUUGCAUAUAAAGAAAAUAUCAAAUAUUACAUAAAUAUCAAAUUGCACAGAAUAAGCUAUUUUUCAAAAUAAAAGACCUGUCAAACAUCAUCUGUUGGCGGCCCAUCCAGAACGUGUCCGCGACCCCCUUUUGGGUCGGGACCCACCAGUUGAGAACCACAUCUUUAAACUGUGAAUCUUUGCGUCUCACUCAGCAGCAGGUCACAGAAACAGACUCGGACACAGACAGACGGUCGGUCCUCUCGCUGUGAAUCUCUCUGUUUUUUUCUGACCCCUCAGAAGUGGAGCUGUUUGCCAAAAAGAACCCCAAGCAGAUGCUGCGCCGACUAGAGGUCUUCCUGAAAGAGAAACGGGCAGGUGGGAUCCCCCGCGGGACGUCGCCAGACCCUCAGGCCCAGCAGUCCUCUCCCGGCCUGGGGGAGCGUGGGGCCAGAUCCGGGACGGGGGGCAAGGGGAAGGAGAUGCACUUCACCGGAGUGUGUGAUCUGCCGCCAGACAUGGAGGGAGAGGCCAGACUCAUCUAA
This is a messenger RNA of Xyrichtys novacula (pearly razorfish), 5975 nucleotides long. NCBI's taxonomy places the organism in Eukaryota, Metazoa, Chordata, Actinopteri, Labriformes, Labridae. The record is from the annotation of a GenBank genome assembly.